AUGAAUAUGAUGCUGAACAUAGCGAUCAUCAGCUGGUUUUUGAUGAAUGUCAUGGUGAUGGCAUCACAUCCAAACCUGAGACGUAGUGAAAACUCCUUUGCUCUAUCUGACACAGACUUACUACCUGGAGUGGAGCACCUUGAAAUAAACUCCGCAGAAGAAAAACUGCUAGAAGACCUUGGAUCCUAUGAUGAGGAUCUGGGUAAAGCUGUACAGUUGCAGAGAAGAGGCACACGUUCCCCCAGCCGCUGCAUCCCUCAUCAGCAGUCCUGCUUGGGUCAUCACCUGCCCUGCUGCAACCCCUGCGAUACGUGUUACUGUCGUUUCUUUAAGGCCUUCUGCUACUGCCGUAGCAUGGAUCACACCUGCAAACAUGAGUAUGCAUAGAGCCAAAUUCUACCCUGAAAUGACUAAUUGUGGCUUUACAU
Sinocyclocheilus anshuiensis is the source of this 428-nucleotide messenger RNA. It is a transcript of the gene agrp, whose product is annotated as agouti related neuropeptide. Gene Ontology annotation, biological process: neuropeptide signaling pathway; positive regulation of feeding behavior; adult feeding behavior. Lineage: Eukaryota; Metazoa; Chordata; Actinopteri; Cypriniformes; Cyprinidae. Gene Ontology annotation, cellular component: extracellular region. Gene Ontology annotation, molecular function: type 1 melanocortin receptor binding; neuropeptide hormone activity. The transcript has 3 exons. The record is from RefSeq and is a predicted model, not a curated record. Bases 1 to 387 code for a protein of 128 amino acids.